Molecule: messenger RNA, 6341 nt
Organism: Sardina pilchardus (European sardine)
Lineage: Eukaryota; Metazoa; Chordata; Actinopteri; Clupeiformes; Clupeidae
Gene: plcl5
Product: phospholipase C like 5
Exons: 6
Coding region: 722-4228 (1168 amino acids)
Biological process (GO): lipid metabolic process; phosphatidylinositol-mediated signaling; release of sequestered calcium ion into cytosol
Molecular function (GO): phosphatidylinositol-4,5-bisphosphate phospholipase C activity
Source: RefSeq, a predicted model, not a curated record
AGAAGAAAGCUAGGGGCUCUCUCUGUGUGGCCACUAUUUCCACACCAGCGCGCAGCACUGUGCGCGACUGCACCCCACAGAAGCACAUGUGGAAACACUAUCGUUCUGUCAGCCGACGGGAAAGUAAACGAGUAUGCAACGUACACAGCGUCGGUGAGGAAGACCAGCAGAGAGGGGAGAACAAAAGUGGAGGGAGCGCUCAGGGGUAGCCGAGAAGAGGGGGGAGCCAUCAAGGACAUAUUUUACGCACCCUGAUUCGCUAACGCGGAUUGGAGUGCUGCAACUGGGAUUGCUCGGUCUAAAGAACAUUGCUUACUCCGACCGGAGCAGGACCGUGUUUGUUUAUCAGCUAACUUCACAUUAGCUCGGAGCUAUUUAUUGUUCAGUUGGGAGGAGUUGGCAGCGGACGCCGCAUGUUGCCAGCAAGCCAGCUAAUCAAAGCAGAUCUCGCCGCGAAAGCCAUCUGCGCAUUUCAAAUGAGCGACUGAGCGAGAACAGUCACCGAUAUCGGAGUUUGAACCUCUACCUUCGUGAUAGGCUGCCUGAACACCUCUGAUUUCGUAGCGUGGCUGCUUUGGAAACCGCUUGUGUGCCCCCUUUGCUCAGAGAUUUAUGAGCUCCCUUAAGGCUAAUGGUUUCGCUGUGUUUCUUUAAACCACAGUGUCACCCCGGUACUCGCGAAAUGUUGAAAUCCAAGGUGUUUCUGUAACAGAGGUGUACCAUGGCAGGGCUGCAGGCAUCAGAAGCUGUGUCGGGACCCUUUUUGGAGCCCCCUUCACCGGACGCGACGUCCCAAUCACAAACCGCUGCUGCAGCUCUCGAUGUCUCGGUGUUGAACCUCAAUGACGCCGCAGCCGUAUUGACCCCGACGGGGACACGGGCAUAUCUGGACGUGUCACCGGUUACUGUGAUACCUGGCGGAUUCCCGGUGCUUGGGGCCGAGAGGGUGUAUACCAACGGGAGGUGUGAAGAACAAGGGAGCCCCAGAAUCGGCAGUCGGAGCCGUGAUAGCUCUUCAGAGAGGAGCCUCGGCGGGGGCACCACGCCAUGCGGCAUCAUGAAGGACGGCUCAAAGCAGAGGCAGUCACGGAAGAAGACGGUGUCGUUCAGCUCGAUGCCGAGCGACCGCAAGAUGAACAGCACGGCCGCCUGCAUGGCCUUCAUGAUGGAGGGCUGUGAGAUGAAGAAGGUGCGCUCCAACUCGCGCAUGUACAACCGCUACUUCGUGCUGGACGCCGACAUGUGCUGGCUGCGCUGGGAGCCCUCCAAGAAGGACUCGGAGAAGGCCAAGCUGGAGAUCAAGAGCAUCAAGGAGGUGCGCCUGGGCAAGAAGACCCCCGUGCUGCGCAGCAACGGCCUGUCCGACCAGUUCCCGGACGAGUGCGCCUUCUCCAUCAUCUACGGGGAGAACUACGAGUCGCUGGACCUGGUGGCCAGCACGCCGGACGUGGUCAACACGUGGGUGAUGGGGCUGCGCUACCUGGUGUCCUACGGGAGGCACGCGGUGGACGCCGCCGAGCCCGGCGAGCCCAGCCUGCGCACGUCCUGGAUCGGCUCGGUGUUCGAGCUGGCCGACGUGGAGAAGCGGGGCCACAUCGACCUGCUCCGCGCCACCCACAUCAUCAAGGGCCUGAACCCCGGCAUGAAGGAGUCGCGCAUCGAGCUCAAGUUCAAGGAGCUGCAGAAAGCCAAAGACGAGUACGGCGAAGACAUCAACGCCGACACCUUCGUGGAGGCCUACUGCGAGCUGUGCACGCGGCCCGAGGUCUUCUUCCUCAUGAUGCAGUUCUCCAGCAACAAGGAGCACCUGGACAGCAAGGACCUGAUGCUGUUGGUGGAGGUGGAGCAGGGCGUGGAGGGCGUGUCCGAGGAGAUGUGCCGCCACAUCGUGCACAAGUUCGAGCCGUCGGCCGAGGGCCGGGAGCGGGGCUGCCUGUCCAUCGACGGCUUCACGCACUACCUCCUGUCGCCCGAGUGCCACAUCUUCGACCCGCAGCACAAGCGCGUGUGCCAGGACAUGACCCAGCCGCUGUCGCACUACUACAUCAACUCCUCGCACAACGCCUCGCUCCUGGAGGACCACCUGUGGGGCUCGUCCGACAUCUCCAGCUACAUCCGGGCCCUGCGCAUGGGCUGCCGCAGCCUGGAGGUGGUGGUGUGGGACGGGCCCGACGGCGAGCCCGUGGUCUACGUGGGCAGCUCGGUAGCCUCGCAGCUGGCCUUCGGCAAGGUGCUGGACGUCAUCCACCAGUACGCCUUCGAGAGCUCCGAGUACCCGCUGAUCCUGUGCCUGGUGGUGCACUGCUGCGUGCCUCAGCAGCGGGUCAUGGCGCAGCACAUGAAGAAGAUCCUGAGCGACAAGCUGUACGUGGAGCCGCCGCACCCCGAGGAGCACUACCUGCCCUCCCCCGAGAAGCUCAAGGGCAAGGUCCUCGUCAAGGGCAAACGCCUUCCUCCCAACUACCCCGAGUCCGAGGGGGAGGUGACCGACGAGGAGGAGGGGCUGGAGAUGUCCAGGCGGCUGGUCGGGGCCGACGACAAAGACAACCUCAACGGGGUCAGCUGCAAACGUCUGCGCCUGUGCAAGGAGCUCUCGGACCUGGUCUCGCUCUGCAAGUCGGUGCAGUUCAGGGACUUUGAGACCUCCAAACGGGAGCAGAGGUACUGGGAGAUGUGCUCCUUCAACGAGGUGGACGCCAACCGCUUCGCCAACGAGUUUCCAGAGGACUUUGUGGGCUACAACAAGCGGUUCCUGUCCCGCGUCUACCCCACGCCCAUGCGCAUUGAUGCCAGCAACAUGAACCCCCAGGACUUCUGGAAGUGCGGCUGCCAGAUCGUGGCCAUGAACUACCAGACCCCGGGUCUGAUGAUGGACCUCAACCUCGGCUGGUUCCGGCAGAACGGCAACUGCGGCUACGUGCUGCGGCCGGCCAUCAUGAGGGAGGAGGUGUCGUACUUCAGUGCCAACGCGCGGGACUCCCUGCCCGGCGUGUCGGCGCAGCUCCUGCACAUCAAGGUGAUCAGCGGGCAGAACUUGCCAAAGCCGCGGGGCUCGGCCGCCAAGGGGGACGUGGUGGAGCCCUACAUCUACGUCGAGAUCCACGGCAUCCCGGCCGACUGCGCCGAGCAGCGCACCAAGACCGUCUCGCAGAACGGCGACAACCCCAUCUUCGACGAGAGCUUCGAGUUCCAGAUCAACCUGCCCGAGCUGGCCGCGCUCCGCUUCGUGGUGCUGGACGACGACUACAUCGGCGACGAGUUCAUCGGUCAGUACACCAUCCCGUUCGAGUGCCUGCAGCCGGGCUACCGCCACGUCCCCCUGCAGUCCCUGACCGGCGAGUUCCUGCCCAACACCACGCUGUUCGUGCACGUGGCCAUCACCAACCGCCGCGGGGGCGGCAAGGCGCACAAGAGGGGCCUGUCGGUGCGCAAGGGACGCAAGACUCGCGAGUACACCUCCACCAAGACCACGGGCAUUAAGGUGGUGGACGAGCUGUUCCGGGCCUCCACGCAGCCACUCAGGGAAGCCACUGACCUCAGAGAGAAUGUGCAGAAUGCCAUGGUGUCCUUUAAGGAGCUGUGUGGUCUGGCUCCUGCUGCCAAUAUGAAGCAGUGUAUCCUGACCGUGUCGUCGUGGCUGCUGAACAGCGAGCGCUCUCUGCGCGUCACCGUGGACCUGAGCGAGGCCUACCCCGCCAUGGAGGCCCAGGGGCCCGUACCAGAGCUGCUGCGCAAGGUCCUCAACGCCUACGACACGAUGAUCCAGACCAGUCGCACACUAAUCGAGUCAGCAGACGGAGUCUACGCCAAGCUCACACAAGCACAACGUGCAGGGCUGGACUUCCACGAGGACCUCCACCGCAUCGGUGCCAAGGAGGGCCUGAAGGGCAGGAAGCUCCAGAAGGCCAUGGAGAGCUACGCCUGGAAUAUCACCGUGCUCAAGGGUCAGGCUGACCUGCUGAAGCAUGCCAAGAGUGAGGCGGUGGACACGCUCAGACAGAUCCACUGUGCUGCCCAGUCCUGCGGCCUGGUGAAGAACGGAGCGGCGGGCACAGCCUCACCCGCUGCCCCUGCUGGCGCCGCCGCCUCCUCGCCAGUCUCCCCGCUGCCCUCUCCGCUGCCCCCUCCUCCGCCAUCGCCCCACGCCCUGCACCUGCCGCGCCUCGCCUCUCUGCACACCAUCCCUGAGAGCGAGACCCCGGAUUACGACCACUCCCCAGCGCUCUGAACUACACCGCACACAUCCACAUAGAUAAACACACACACACACACACACACACACACACACACACUCUCUCUCUCUCUCCUCUCCCUCUCUCACAUACUGUACACACACACAGAUAUAUACAUACAUACACAUAUGCACACCUAUACUGUAUGUAGACACACAUACAGUACACAUACAUAUACAGUAUGCACACACAGUGUACACACACACACACACACACAAAGUGUGUGAGUACACACUGACAUACUCACGCAUUUACAACCAUAUACUGUAUGCAGACACACAUUAAUAUGUGCACACAGAUGUACACACAGACACACACACACACACACACGGAGGCGCACACACUCACAUUCUCACACGUGAGCGGAGACUAACAGGAACAGGAGGCGUUUUUUCCUACCCCUCUUUCUUUGAUUGCUUUCCCCCUGUACUUUCCAUCUCCCCCUCCCUCUCUUCUUGGUCCAGCUCUCUUGAAGAAGUGAGUUCUCUUCCCCCUUGUUUACUUUAAAGCAUCUCCCCUCCUGCCUCCGUGUCAUCUGCAGUGUCUCAUCUCACUCCUGGGCUGUGGAGGAGGCAGCCAUUUUGACUCUUGAGUGCAACUCCGGUGGGACAUGUGAACCUUCUCUCUCUCUCUCUCUCUCUCUCUCUCUCUCUCUCUCUCUCUCUCUCUCUUUCACUCUCUCUCUGUCUCUCUCCAACCUCUAUUGCACAAAAUAAAUUUUGGAGAGGACAGAGAUGCUGAGACACUUUGCUCAAAUCUGACUGCGCUUAGUCAGGAACACACUUCUCACCAACGCAAACUUUGGCACACAUAUUGAAACUCUGGGUCUAGGAAAGAAUCCGCAGGGAGGCAACUGUGAGUGCAGUGUAGCCUCACUGGAUGGCCCUGUGGUGGAGUUUUAGUGGAGAGUGGUGUUAGCUCACCUAUCUGUCAUUUUUGCCUCUUUUUUAAAAUGUGUUUUUAAUUUCACUUAAACAAUUUUACCCCUCUGCAGUAGGCUUAUGGGGCUCUAUAAAAGGUGUGUGUGUGUGUGUGUGUGUGCGUGUGUGUGUGUGUGUGUGUGUGUGUGUGUGUGUGUGUGUGUGUGUGUGGGUGUGUGUGUGUGUGUGUGUGUCUGUGUGUGUGCGUGUGUGUUUGAGUGUGUGUUUGAGUGUGUGUGAACGUGCGUGCGUGCAUGCGUGCAUGCACACGUGUGUGUAUGUACGCGUGUGUGUGCGCAUGUUUCUAAAUAAGAGAGAGUAGGAGUGGAUAUGAGAGAAAGAGAUAUAUUGUUGUCAGUGCUCAGAUAAAAUCUUAAAGAUGUCUUUACAAACUGGAACUCCAACUGCUAUUAAUUAUGCAUCAGGACUGGGAGACAAACACAGUUUGGGAUGUAUAUUUUAAGGAGAGCGCCGCUCCAGUUCUGCUGUCCAUCACAAACAAACUCAGCCAUAGUAUCAACAACAGGAACUUACUGACCACCAAUCUCCCUUGACCAAUAAGUGAUAUCAAAUAGACUUGUACAUGGACACUACUCUAUUGGAACUCUCCUUUACAAAUGCUCUGCUAAUAAUGAUUAAUAUGAUUAUUUUAAUUAUUACUAUUAUUGUCCUUAGAUAUAUUAAUAUUCCAAUUAUUUUAUAUAAAUUCACGUGAAGCAAAUGCUGUCAGGAGACCUGUCUGUUAUUUGGUGUUUCCUCGCAGAUGGGUAAAUGACAGGGGAACUGACUGACUGAAGUACUGUGGGCGUAACAGGAGUGGCACUUCUAGAAGGCUCUGGAAAGGCCUCCAAAAAGGUGUUGAGCACGGUCAUGGCAUUGGUCAAGCCCUUCUUUAUGUGUGGAACACUCGAGCAGGCUGGUUGAAGCUGCUGCUACCAGGUAACCUACUUUAGGGGGUGUUUUUACAUCAGUGGACUUCCACCAUGAUGUGACCAUUAUGCAGGCCUAAAGGUGAAUGUCCCUGGCGGUCUGUUUGAGGAGCAGGGUAUCGGCGGGUUUGGUUGAUGUUCUCAAAAUGUCUGUGAUGUGUGUGAUGAUGAUGUUCAAACCGUCAGUCUGUCUCUGGUCCAGGUGGAGACAUAGUCUCUUUUGUAAUUAAAAAACAUUUGGGAGUAUUCAACUGGAACAA